Rhipicephalus sanguineus (brown dog tick) is the source of this 1514-nucleotide messenger RNA. RefSeq lists its product as uncharacterized. Bases 1 to 1455 code for a protein of 484 amino acids. The transcript has 2 exons. Lineage: Eukaryota; Metazoa; Arthropoda; Arachnida; Ixodida; Ixodidae. The record is from RefSeq and is a predicted model, not a curated record.
AUGGAGAUCUUCGUGACUCCUGCCGAGGACACACCGCUGGUCGCGACAUCUGUCCAGGAAGAUGUGCCCACGACAAACGGCCAGGAGCUCAAGGACGAGUUCCGACUCUCCUCGGAGUCGAGCCGCGCCUCGCCUUCGUUCCCGAUUGUGUGCGGAAACGCGGGCUACGUGGCCGUGCGUCCGAGCGUCUUCUUGGACAUGCACGUUCCCAUGGAGGUGUCUACGUCGGUGGUGCUCAGUUUCUGCCAGCAGAACGUGCUCCGCCAAUACUACCGUCUACUCGCCAUGGUCGGCUGGCGGCCCCUGGUGGACACCAGCGAGCACGUGCGCUGUCAGCCGGUGCUGCAGACCCUCAACUUCAUGCACAACGUCGUCGUCUUCGUUGUCCUAGUCCUGGGUCACGUGCUUCAAUACACGGCCUGCUUCCGUAGGGACGGCAUGAUCAGCUACAGGUCGCAAGCGUUAGACUCGGCCAUCACGCGCAACGAAUUUGUCCAGGGAAAGGACAUGACGUGCGGAAGCAGCUCGUUCGCUGUGUACGUCUUACCCGCCAUGAUGCAGAUGGCAGCGUACGUCGUCGCCCUGAUGCACACGCGCUCGCACGAGAACGAGCAGUUCCAGUCUCUUGUCGAGAAGGUCUUCCUCCAGCUGACACCGACCGACGUCUGGAACGUCGCCAAGAAACGCAUCACGCGCCGGCUGCACGCCGUCUACGCCGCCGGCGUCCUCUGGAUCGUCGCGUCGUUGGCCUCGCAGGUGCUCAACAUCUGCGCCGGCGGCACGCUCAAGCUCAAGUGGAUGUACGUCGCGGAAGACGACCAGGAGGUGCACUACUUCCUGCUCGGUGCUCUCGUGGCGAUGAUUCUCUUCCGCGACGUCGUGAGCAUGACCUUAGCGACCAGUUACGCCAUCCACUGCCAGCUGCUGCUCGUCUACCUGCAGAACAUGUCGCAGGCCGUGCGCGAGAGGAGGAUCACCUUCCUCGAGUUCUUCCGCGGCGUCGAGGAGGCGCGCAAGAGCGUCCGGUACCUCAACCAGAGGCAGGCUUUUGCGGUGACGGUGCAGACCAUCUGGGUGACCUCGAGGAUGGUGGUGUGCUUCUACGCGCUCCUGGGCACCCCUUGGACACACUGGAUUCGGUUCCUGGCCGCCUGGCUCAACGUCUUCGUCUGGCUCUCCCUCGUCCUCAUCCCUCUGGUCCAGGCGAGCCGGCUCAGCUCGACGUGUCGUCACGUGCGGGAGCUGGGCCCCGAACUGACGGCGCGGCCCUUCGUUUAUCGCGACGUGCCGCAGUCCGAGCUCGACUCGUUCCUCCUCUUCACGACGUCGCUGAGGAUGCAGGCGAAGCUCUGUGCCCUGCCGAUAACUAAGCGCACGGUGAUAUUCGUGUUCCUGCUCAUCGCAAUCAGCUUGUUCAUAUGCGUGCAGCUGGACAUCGUUCGUUUCAGGCCUUGACCGUGAUAGCUUACAUGGGGCGCCAGUAUCUUGCAACCCUGCCACGAUAAGAGGUUCUU